CAUUUGAAUGAAUGAACGCUCUGCUGAUUGCGAAAGGCAGCAGGAGGAUAUUCCUCUGGGACCGAAGCGCCUCCCCUUUAAUCGCUCGGUUGAGUUGUGCCUCUCUCUCCGAGCUGUCGUCGCUCUCUUCACUCGCACAUUUUUCAGGAGGUAGUCCGGAUGGAUUUCGAUGCGCUCGAGUUUCUGAAAGAAAGGUUUCCGAAAGCUCCUGUUUUCUCAUUCUUCUGAGGUUUAACGGGCUUUACGACAAGGAUUACAGCCUUUUGUGUGUAGUUUUAUCGUUAGUGACAUGAAGAAGCGCGAAUUUUUGCAUUCAAAGUGGCCGAGGGACUGAAUUGGCGUGUUUUCUAUCCAGCACCAAGUUCGGAAGCUGAACCGGCAUGGCCAAGUGGCUAAAGGACUACCUGAGCUUUGGCAGGAAGGUGCCCCCACAGCCACCCACUCCGGACUAUACAGAGAGUGAGAUCCUCAAAGCAUACCGCCUGCAGAGAGACCUCGACUUUGAAGAUCCAUAUGAGGAUGCGGAGAGCAGGUCCAGAGGGGAAUCUGGGACUUUUGACCCUUCCACACCGGUGUACGGAUCUCCCAUGAAGUCUUCCAGUGUGGACAUGAAGUCUCCUAAACACAGGCUGAUCAAAGUGGACUCCCAGGAGUUGGGGCGCACCAAGAUUCUUCUCAGCUCCGUCUCUUUGGAAGACCAACCAGAGCCUGUGGUCCCGUCAGCCCCAAUGGCAGGGGACACAGAUUAUUCAGAUCCAUUUGAUGCGCGAUUGGAACAUCGACCGGAUCCAGAUCUUGGUCUUGUCCCUUGCGAGAAUAAUGGCUAUAUGGAACCAUAUGAAGCUCAGAGGGUCAUAACAGAACUGCAGCGCACCCCCGGAGGAGGACGAAUGCGUGGAGGGAUGCAGCUUUACGACACUCCGUAUGAAGAAGAGCGAGUGCGGCGCCUGGGCUACGUCUGCGGAGAACUUCAUGAGGAAGGCAAGGAGACCAGCAGACUACCGCAAGAUGACGAGAGACCAGCAGACGAGUACGACCAACCCUGGGAAUGGAAAAAGGAUCACAUCUCCAAAGCAUUUGCAGCAGCAGGAGGAGGAAUGAAGUUCCGAACGCCUCAUGAAAGCCCCACCAUGAUGGGGGAGAGAGUAGACCCUACUCUGCCUCUGGAAAAACAGGUAUGGUACCACGGCUCACUGUCGCGCUCGGAGGCAGAGUCGCUGCUAACACUGUGUAAAGAGUGCAGCUACUUGGUGAGGAACAGUCAGAACAACCGCUCGGACUUCUCCCUGAGCCUGAGGAGCUGCCAGGGUUUUAUGCACAUGAAGUUCACCCUGUGUAAAGAUGGGAAGUAUGUGCUGGGACAGAACAGCCCCCCCUUUGACACCAUUCCCGAGGCCGUCCACUUUUACACAACGCAUAAACUCCCGAUACGAGGUGCCGAGCAUCUGUCCCUGCUCUUUCCAGUGCAGGUGCAGACCCUCUGACUGACUCAGUCCUGUGGACCUGAAUGAUUUCAUUUUGACCAGAAACAGAAAACCAUGAAUGUUCGACCGAAAAAUCUCAGCGGCGUGAAACUACUCAAUCUCUUUCUUUUUUUCUUUUUUUUUGACUGGAUUACUUUUAGUGUUUCAGCACAUGAGUGGCUUAUGCUCUCAGCUGUUGCGUCUGCGUCAUGUGCAAAACAUCUUGGGGAUCAAUUCCCAUGAAAUGCAGUACCUGAGCUAUCAGCACCUUUACUGCAGCUCCUCUCAUCUACGUGCUUAACCAAGCGGGUUCACUUCAGAACAUUUUCUACACUUUGUUGCAUUUCUUUCUCAUUCAAGAGAGAUGCACUGGGUUUUGGAAGCGCAGCCGCUGCAAGAAAGCCUGCACAUUGUGAAUGUACUGAUUCUCCAGUUUACUGAAGAAAAUGAGCAGAAGACAUUAUAAAUUAUUACAAUAUAACACUAAACAACCUUACAACCAUAAAACAAAACUGUUUGCAAGAUUCUUUAAACUGAUAGUUUUGCUUUUUUUUUUUCAUCCCCUAAGAAAAUGAAUAAAUUAGGCUAAGAAAGACAAGAAACCAUUGUUUAAAGAAAAAAAUCUAUACUGGAAAGAAAGCUAUUUUUAAAGACAGACAAUUUUUACCUACACCAGUAAUGGAUACAUUUUUGUUUCUUUUUUUUUUUUUACAAACUCACAGCUGUUUAAUUCAACCCAGCCUACUUUGUGUGCUGUAAGGGUUGCUUGACACAUGUCAGUGUUAUUUGUUCAUUGUAUAAAAAAAAAAAAAAGUGUUGUUCUGGUACUUGAUAAAACUGAGUUUUACCUUU
Messenger RNA from Gambusia affinis (western mosquitofish), 2315 nucleotides. RefSeq names its product Src homology 2 domain containing transforming protein D, b (gene shdb). The transcript has 7 exons. The record is from RefSeq and is a predicted model, not a curated record. NCBI's taxonomy places the organism in Eukaryota, Metazoa, Chordata, Actinopteri, Cyprinodontiformes, Poeciliidae. The coding region runs from base 381 to 1484 and encodes 367 amino acids. Gene Ontology annotation, molecular function: phosphotyrosine residue binding.